Molecule: messenger RNA, 1278 nt
Organism: Procambarus clarkii (red swamp crayfish)
Lineage: Eukaryota; Metazoa; Arthropoda; Malacostraca; Decapoda; Cambaridae
Source: RefSeq, a predicted model, not a curated record
AUGGUUGACUUUGCUGAUGUUGCUUCUGUCAUGGUUGACUUUGCUGAUGUUGCUUCUGUCAUGGUUGACUUUGUUGAUGUUGCUUCUGUCAUGGUUGACUUUGCUGAUGUUGCUUCUGUCAUGGUUGACUUUGUUGAUGUUGCUUCUGUCAUGGUUGACUUUGUUGAUGUUGCUUCUGUCAUGGUUGACUUUGUUGAUGUUGCUUCUGUCGUGGAACCAGCAGAAGGAACCAUAGAACAAUACCCAGCAGAAGGAACCAUAGCACAAUACCCAGCAGAAGGAACCAUAGCACAAUACCCAGCAGAAGGAACCAUAGCACAAUACCCAGCAGAAGGAACCAUAGCACAAUACCCAGCAGAAGGAACCAUAGCACAGUACCCAGCAGAAGGAACCAUAGCACAGUACCCAGCAGAAGGAACCAUAGCACAGUACCCAGCAGAAGGAACCAUAGCACAGUACCCAGCAGAAGGAACCAUAACACAAUACCCAGCAGAAGGAACCAUAGCACAGUACCCAGCAGAAGGAACCAUAACACAGUACCCAGCAGAAGGAACCAUAGCACAGUACCCAGCAGAAGGAACCAUAACACAAUACCCAGCAGAAGGAACCAUAGCACAGUACCCAGCAGAAGGAACCAUGGCACUAUACCCAGCAGAAGGAACCAUGGCACUAUACCCAGCAGAAGGAACCAUAACACAAUACCCAGCAGAAGGAAACAUAACACAAUACCCAGCAGAAGGAACCAUAGCACAAUACCCAGCAGAAGGAACCACAGAACAAUACCCAGCAGAAGGAACCAUAGCACAAUACCCAGCAGAAGGAACCAUAGCACAAUACCCAGCAGAAGGAACCAUAACACAAUACCCAGCAGAAGGAACCAUAACACAAUACCCAGCAGAUGGAACCAUAGCACAAUACCCAGCAGAAGGAACCAUUGCACAAUACCCAGCAGAAGGAACCAUAGCACAAUACCCAGCAGAAGGAACCAUAGCACAAUACCCAGCAGAAGGAACCAUGGCACUAUACCCAGCAGAAGGAACCAUAGCACAAUACCCAGCAGAAGGAACCAUAACACAAUACCCAGCAGAAGGAACCAUAACACAAUACCCAGCAGAAGGAACCAUAGCACAAUACCCAGCAGAAGGAACCAUAGCACAAUACCCAGCAGAAGGAACCAUAGCACAAUACCCAGCAGAAGGAACCAUAGCACAAUACCCAGCAGAAGGAACCAUAGCACAUACCCAGCAGAAGCACAAUACCCAGCAGAAGGAACCAUAA